Molecule: messenger RNA, 1813 nt
Organism: Heterobilharzia americana
Lineage: Eukaryota; Metazoa; Platyhelminthes; Trematoda; Strigeidida; Schistosomatidae
Source: the annotation of a GenBank genome assembly
AGCACAAAGAAAUCGUUUGGUGUACACAAGUUCGUGAAACAGAACGCAUUUUUAAAUCUCAACGUCGCUGUAAAAUUAAGAUGAGCGAAGUAGCUCGAAACGAUGAGACUUUUUUGAGAAACAAAAUGAAGCUUCUAGAGAUGACAGAUAGUUACGAACUGAACCUUUAUCAGCACUUGAAAAACUGUAUAAAGCAUAUGCUGUUCCAGCAAAGAUCAGAUGACUUCAGCAACUUUGAAAUCCUAAGUAGUCAUUUAAAAAUGGAAAGCAAACGACAUGGCUUAGGAGACAAAACAAAUUCCAACCCUGCUGCUUUUUCAAUGGCGAAAAUCCAACAAAAGUUGUUUACAAAAAGUGCUGAAGAGGACGAAGAGCCUGUUGCAGAUGAAGAUGAAGAGCACCCCCUGCCAAAUAUUGUGGAAAAUUCCUUCUAUUUUGAGAAUGCAGGUAUUGGCAUCGGACGGAUUGAGUCUAUUUCCUUGAAUAUGGCUAUCAAAGGGCUUGUGAAUACACAGUCUGUUCAGAGUGCACGAUUUUGGGGAAAAAUUUACGGGACAAUUCAGAACUACUACAUAGUAGAGGUGGAGUUUCCUGAGGGUGAGGACGUUGAUGAGGAAGAAGGUACCGAUUCACUAAAUCGAGAAAUAACUGAAGCGGAGGAUGAUGAGGGACUUGAAGAAGGGAAAGACGUCCUGCCGAAAUCCAAGUGGAAACCACCCAUCAAAGUACCUCGAGAAGAGAAUCAUGUUGGAACUAAUAAGAAGGUUUAUUUUGUUUGCCAUGAGCCAGGUUUGCGAUGGAUAAAACUGCCACCAGUUACACCUGAACAAAUAGUAGCCGCUCGAUCAAUUCGCCGCCUAUUCACUGGUAUAUUGGAUGCUCUAGUUUCCUGCUACCCACCUUUUCCUGGUACUGAAGCUAAUUAUUUACGUGCUCAGAUAGCUCGAAUUAGUGCAUCGACACAAAUCUCUCCGGCAGGUUUUUACAGUUUUGGCAGUAACGAGGAAGAAGAAGAGGAACUUGAGAACGAAGAGGAAGGUGGCAGACAAAACUACGUUAAGAAUGAAGAAUAUGAACCCCUUAGUAUAAAUGAGCUAGCUGAUCCUAGUCUUGAACACUGGGUUCAUCAUACAUCUUAUAUUCUACCACAAGGACGAGUUUACUGGUGGAAUCCAAAGAAAGGUCUUGAUGAUGAUUUCGACGAAUUUAAUGAUGAAGAGGAGGGGGAAAAUGAAGAAGACGGUGGUAAAUCGAAGAACGCCGUACAGCCAGAACAUGGACCACCGAUACUUACACCAAUUUCAUCCGACUUGUCAAUAUUUGGACAAAAGCCUUGGUCUAUUAAUAUAAGUUCCAAGUUAAUACCAGAAUAUGCAUCUGUUAUAGUAUCGUCUAAUCUUUGGAUUGGGGCACAUGCAGUUUCGUGGGGGAAACGGUUUGAAAAUAUUUAUAUUGGAUGGGGUAUCAAAUCAGUCACUUCAGGUUUUCAACCCCAGCUACAACCGAUUGAAAUGAACGAAUAUCAGGAACUAUCUGAUAUGAAUGAAGCAACAGAUCCAACACCAGAAGAAGAAGCCGCUUUAAGAGCCUUACUCAAUCCACCGGAAGCUGAAGACGAAGAUGAUGAGAAAGAGGAACAACAAGAAGAGGCCGAGGAUGACUGAUGUAUUAUUCUCUGUUAUUGUCAGAUCGUUUACAAUGCUUUGACUAAACAGGAAGUAUUAGGUUGUCAAAUUGUUCAGAUUUUGAAAGCAAACUUACGAAUUUGAUAACAACGUUUGAUCAUUUAAAAUAUUUUAACUUCACCUGAGGU